This is a messenger RNA of Adineta ricciae, 231 nucleotides long. Lineage: Eukaryota; Metazoa; Rotifera; Eurotatoria; Adinetida; Adinetidae. The record is from the annotation of a GenBank genome assembly.
AUGUCUCGGAUCCGUCGAAUUCGUGUAGGAUCUGAUGAAAUCCUAUAUUGGAUCCUAUGUGAUCCGAGUAUGGGAUUGUUCGAUCUGGGACGAGCUCUAUUCAGUGGUAUACUCAGUUGCGACCUAGCUCCAACUUUGAUUUUUCGGAUCAGUACGUCCGUUAUUGGAAGCCUAAAAGUUAAAACUGGAGUUAUGGAAAAACUGAGCAUACCACUGGAUAGAGCUCGUUGA